UCGAUUUCCAUCAUUCAAUGUCGUGUUUUAAUAUAAAGAAUUAAAUUACCAAUCGCCUUCGUCGCUAAAUUUCAUUAAGUAAAAUUACCUUAAACCUGUGUUUAAUAAUUAACUACAUGAAUAUAUUGCAUUACCUCAAAUUAAUUAAAAAAGCCAGAAUGUCAAGUUCGAUCCAUCAAUUUAAAUAUCUUGUUAGGUUGCGUGUCCAUAAGGAUCAAUAAGUGUAACAUCUGUAUUUUACUUCUCAUUAUUAUAUAUAAGCUGGCUUUUGACGGGAUGGUCUCGCCUGUUUUCGUCAUGAUAUUUGCCUUGACGUUACUCUUCUCUGCCACUUUCACUUCCCUCUUAGUUACUUGCUUGCGUGAAGCAGAAGAUAAGAAAAUUAUUCCCGAAGGUUACAAUCCUGACGUUCCACCAAUGAUUAAUAAUUUACCUUCAUCGAUUUAUAUUGCAUGCCAAAUACUCGGAAUCGAUCAAAUAAAUGAAGAUACCAUGGACUUCCAUCUGAUUUUGGGACUGAUUGCAGUUUGGAAGGAUCCGAGAUUGAACUUAGACCAUUUAGUUUCCAAAUAUCCCGUAAUUUUUCCAAGUAAUUUAGUAAGUAAAAUCUGGAAACCAGACUUUGGAUAUCCAAAUACGAAAAAGGUCGAAGCAUUCGAAGAAACUUCAAAAAUUUCCGUUAUAAAAAUUCUUUCUGACGGAUCGCUAUUUGCACCCAUCAGGAUAAAUUUUUUAGUCGACUGUCCAAUGGAACUGCAUAAUUAUCCGAUUGACGUUCAGAUUUGUAAGUUCUACGUUGGUUUAGUUACACAUACAGAUAAAGAAAUCAGUUUAGAAUGGAUGGGAGAGAAGAACAGUCCUUACAAGCAUCUUGGUAAAAGUAUACAAGUCAGAAAUAUUAAUCUGUUAAAAUACGAGACGGAUGAUAUCAGAUCUAAAAAAGUUACACAGGUUUGGGUGAGCGGUAACUUCACUGUGUUAAUUGCCGAAUUUAAAUUUAAACGACGUUUGACCGGUAACAUGAUGAAUGUCUACAUCCCUAGUACACUAGUAGUCAUGCUGUCAUGGCUCUCAUUUUGGAUCGACGUCCACGCAACACCCGCACGCAUCACUUUGGGUGUGACUUCAAUCCUGACUUUAGUCACUCAUUUGGUACAGUCCAGAAGCUUCGUGCCUCCUGUGGAUUAUUUGAAGGCUCUGGAUGUUUGGUUUAUAUUCUGCAUCGGUGUUAUAUUUUUAUCGUUGCUGGAAUACGCAUUCGCUUAUCAAUCCGUCAUCAAUGUAAAAGAGGAAAAAGAAGUUCAAACUCCUGCAUUGGAGUCAGAUCAGAAGAAAAAGAAAUUAUCUACAACAGUUAAAGGAUGGAUGUCACACUUGAAAGAUAUAAAGAACACUCUGAUUGUGUCAAAGCACGUAAAUUCUUAUGAUAAAGUGUCCAGAUACAUAUUUCCCUUUGUAUUUAUAAAUUUCGUUAGCUUCUAUUGGUUAUAUUAUCUGGGUUGCAGAUAUACUCAUUCAGAAAUGUGACUAUGACAAAGUAAAGUAAACAUUUCAGUUACUUUAGAGGUUUUUGGUGGUGAUUUAGUAGUUAUAGUACUUUCAAUAUUUUAACCAGCUAAACUUUCCUUCUAUCAUCAAUUUAAUGCAAUAUGAUUUACUUGAAUAUUCUUCAAAAUAGUUGCUUGAUUUGAUAUCAUGUGAGAAAGUUUCUUCGAAAUUAAAAGAAAGAAAACCACCAUUAGAUGAUUUAAUGGUGCUUAUGUUAAACUAUAGAAAAAUUUACACAUUUUGAAAAAAAAUAUUUAUUGGCAAUUAACUCAAUAACGAUUACACUUUUGUCUUGUAUGUAAUCACCAUCAAUACCAAUCAUAUCUGCCACCUUUUCUGCAAACGUUCGAUCACGUGAGCUAUAACGGGGUUUUACUUCGAAGAAAGUCUCGAGCGUCGUUCACGCAUGAGUAUUGUCAUUGAACUGUGUAUUGCCAAUAUGGCGCGAAAUAGAUCACAGUCAAUUGGCACCAAGUAUGGCCAGUAAAAUGCAUGAGACAGACAGCCCGGCUUCUUUAAUCUUUGCUUUAUGUGCUGACGCGUUGUUAUGAUGGUAUCAGACUUUGUCAAUUUUUGACGUGUAUGGGAACACUCAAAUUGUGCUAAUUCUCUGGUGAUCAACCGUAGAGUAUCCUCUAUCAGUUUCAGAACGUUAUCAUCAAUGGUGCAAUCGCUGUUUGGAUAUCUAGCCUCGAGUCCGAUUCGAUUGUGAACGUCACCUGGUACCAACUAGUUUAGUAAAUGGUCUCCGAACGAACUGAUACUACGUGAUGUUCUCAACACGUCAGUGCUGCUACUUACAUAAUUCGAGGCUAAGAACUCAGGAUGACGUCCAUCUUGAAGCGAUGGAAAUCUCCAGAUUAAAAUUUCUCGAACCAAUUAUAGUGGGUCUUCCUGUUGACAAUGUCCUCUCCAAAUUGCCUUGUAAAUGAGAUCGCGAGCUUCAUUGUGCCCACUAAAUUACAGAGCAACAACAGAGAAUCGUUCAUUCGAAACUUCCAUAUUAUCAGACACGGUUUAUAAGACUAUUUCCAAUAAAACAUGACAAAAUGUUCUCUGGUUACGCUACUUAAAUACCCACAUCGAACGUUCCAGAACAUUUUUUCCAGUCGUUUCUAGAGAAAAUCAAAAUGUCUAAGUUUUACCUUUGCAAUCUGUAGCUAUGUUAUUGUGGAUUAUCUCGA
Centruroides sculpturatus (bark scorpion) is the source of this 2732-nucleotide messenger RNA. RefSeq names its product glycine receptor subunit alpha-3-like. The transcript is spliced from 8 exons. Gene Ontology annotation, cellular component: synapse; neuron projection; membrane. The record is from RefSeq and is a predicted model, not a curated record. Gene Ontology annotation, biological process: chemical synaptic transmission; regulation of membrane potential; signal transduction. Gene Ontology annotation, molecular function: transmembrane signaling receptor activity; neurotransmitter receptor activity; extracellular ligand-gated monoatomic ion channel activity. Bases 277 to 1527 code for a protein of 416 amino acids. Lineage: Eukaryota; Metazoa; Arthropoda; Arachnida; Scorpiones; Buthidae.